This is a messenger RNA of Aplysia californica (California sea hare), 2910 nucleotides long. Its product is annotated as sorting nexin-2. Gene Ontology annotation, molecular function: phosphatidylinositol binding. The record is from RefSeq and is a predicted model, not a curated record. The transcript is spliced from 13 exons. Gene Ontology annotation, biological process: early endosome to Golgi transport. Gene Ontology annotation, cellular component: endosome membrane; endosome. Lineage: Eukaryota; Metazoa; Mollusca; Gastropoda; Aplysiida; Aplysiidae. The coding region runs from base 39 to 1721 and encodes 560 amino acids.
UGAAGAAGGAAGUGUACUAUUAUCACGUGACCAUCAAAAUGGCUGAUGGAGUGGAACCUCCCCCAUUCGAUAACGAAGAAGAUGAAGUAAAAGAUGAAGACGAUUUGUUUUCUGAUGCGAAAGAGAAGCCAGCUUCACCAGACAUGGAGCCUCCUCAACAGUCAGAUCUGACUGCCAAUGGUACUCCUACUGAACCACUAGAAGAUGAUAAGGAUGAGGAUGAUUUAUUUAAAGGUGGUAGCUCUGAGAUAAAACUUGACUCUGACGAUGAAGAUGUUGCUGCUAAGGCAAAUAAUGACGGAGACAUGGACUCAGGGUCCUCGCCUUUCGAGAGUGAGCCAAGUCCACCAAAGUCAGAAAUAUUUUCGUCACCCGCGGCAGAAUCUACGCCAAAAAUACCAGUGUCACAGGAAACUACUAAAAAAACAAAAGUUUCAGCUCCGUCCCUCAAAUCAGAUGAGGAGUCAAUCGAGGCUGUGGAUGAGAAGGAGACCUAUGAAAUUGACAUCAAAAUUAUUGAGUCUCAGAAGAUGGGAGAUGGAAUGUCAGCAUACAUGACAUACAAAAUUGUCUGUAAGACAACUAAUCCUGCCUUCAGACGCCCUGAGAAUAUAGUUCUCAGACGUUUCAGUGAUUUUCUUGGCCUUCAUGCAAAACUGGCAGAGAAACAUGUGCCUUUGGGAGUGAUUGUACCUCCUGCUCCUGAAAAAAGUGUUUUAGGUAUGACAAAGGUCAAAAUGUCAAAGGAAGAGUCGGGAUCAGCUGACUUUGUUGAGAGACGUCGUGCAGCUCUUGAGAGAUACUUGAUCCGCACUGCUGCCCAUCCCAUGCUUGUCACGGACCCAGAUUUUAUAGAGUUUCUUGAAAAAGAUGGCGAUCUCCCUCGCUCUACCAGUACAUCAGCCCUCAGUGGAGCAGGAGUCAUGCGACUUUUCCAUAAAGUGGGAGAGUCAUUUGAGAAGAUCACUUUGAAAGUUGAUGAAAGUGAUGAGUCGUGGGGUUUUUACCUCCAUAACUAUUUUUGCUCAAUCAUCCCACGAUCUCCUUCGGGCCAGUGGAGCCAAGAGGAGGAGUGGUUUCAGGAGAAACAUCAGCAAGUAGAGGCUUUUGAUUUGCAGCUCAGAAAGUUACAUUCCAGUAUAGAAGCUCUGUCAUCUCAUCGUAGAGAGCUGAGUACAAGCACUGCAACGUUUGCCAAAAGUGCAGCCAUGCUUGGCAAUGUUGAAGAACACACUGCGCUGUCACGAGCCCUUUCUCAGCUAGCUGAAACAGAGGAAAAAAUUGAGGUGCUUCAUAAGGACCAGGCAGAGGCAGAUUUCUUUGUGAUGGCAGAGCUCAUGAAGGACUAUGUUGCUCUUAUGCAGGCUGUCAAGGAUGUGUUCCAUGAGCGUAUCAAGACAUACAAGCAGUGGAAGGAGGCAGAGACUACUCUGGGCAAGAAACGAGAAGCAAAAGCCAAAUUUGAAAUGCAGAACAAGCUGGAUAAAGUGGCUCAGGCUCAGGCUGAAAUUACAGAGUGGGAACAAAAAGUAGAAACUGGCAAGGAAGACUUCUCUAAAAUCUGUAAAAACAUCAGGAAAGAGAUGACCCGAUUUGAGAAGUUGCGGGUCAACGACUUUAAAAACAAUGUGAUCAAAUACCUGGAGGUGCUGAUGGAGAACCAGGAGAAGCUCAUCAAAUACUGGGAAACUUUCCUGCCCGAAGCUAAAGCAAUAGCAUAGAAUGCUGAACAAGAGCUGUGUGCAAGAACUGUAUGACGUUUCAAUCUGUUGGGAGUUUUUUCUUCUUCAGUUUCCAGUUAACUUGUGUUGAUGUGUUGUCCUUUGGCUUCACACACAUUUUGUUAGAUACUUGUGUGCGUGGUGUGUGUGUGAGUGAAUGCACCAUCAUAUCGCAGAAUCUGUAAGCUUUUGUUUACAGGCACAAAUCGUGUUGCCUGAGGCUAGUGCUCAGCACCUGACCUACAACCAGCAAAUGUUGGUUACUUUUUACAAGAUUAAACAAUGCUCACUCUGUGACUGGCAAGGAGGUGUGUGUGUGUGAAUUUUAUUCCCUUGAAGGAAUAAAACUUUUUAUUUAUAGAAUAAACUGUCUUGAUUUAAGGUCUUUUCUCGGAAACGUUUUGAUGUAUGGCAACUGAAUAUUAUGAAAGUGAUUGUGACAGUGCUUUCAUUUGAUAUUGGACUGUUGUUUAGGUGUUCUUUGUUUCCCUUUUUUAUUUUGUUCUCAAAUUACUCAUCUGUCAGUAUAGGAAUUGUUGGUCACAGCAUGUCUUUAAGAUUUGGACUUUAAAAACGAUGUCCUCAAUUUAGGUGAUAUGGUACUUUUGUUCUUCAUAGUACAUCUGUUAUUGUGGUAGCCGAGUUGCAGCUGCCCAUGUUGUGUAAGUACGAGGCUCAUAAAUUAGCGUUUAGACUGGACUAAAUGCCACAUUUUAUUAUCAACAAGUUUCUCCUUAUGCUGAGAAUGACUUCCAUGUUCUCCUUGAUUUUGAAACAUAAGCCACCAUGUAAUGCUGUUCACUUUGUCUGUUCUUCUUUCAGUCUUAAUUUGUUGUCUAAUUUAUUAUACUCUUUUGUUUUAGUUCAUUUGCAAUGGGAAGUUAAAAGACACAUAUAUAUUUACCACCUUAAUUGUUUGUUUGUUUUUGAUUUUGUAGAUUCUGUUUUUUCAAAAAUAUUAAAAGCAGUCUUAUUUAAUUCCUACGGUUAUGUAUGUCCUCAUUGUAAUUCACCAGUUGUGUCGAACUAAGUACACAUUGUUUUAAGCAUAUGUUGUUGAAUGUAAUAUGCCACUGGCAGGUAGCUGGAUGACUUGGAUGGACAUUUGUUUGAGAGCUUUUGAUGUUUAUUAAUUUUUUUUUUUAACGUUUACAUUGUGAUAAAUGAAUAAAGUUUCCCUUCCCUUUUA